GCUUUAUAAAACACGGCCAUUUUAGAUCUCACUAUUUCCAUGUGAAUUGGUGUCUUAUUGUAUAUUAAAAUGUUGAUAUAUUGGCUAAGGCGGUGGCACCACGUAAUUUGUAUAGAGGGAGGGGGUGGAACAUUCUGUGCUUGCGCCUAGCCGAGGUUGCAGAUAAACCAGUGGGUUAUACAACUUAUGCUACGAUUCUUUGUGCUGCAUAGAACUUCUCAGAGACAUUUUUAACAGCAGCAUCAACACUAAGACAUUAGCAUAUCCAUUGCAGUAAGGUUCCAGCAUUACAAUGUUUGAGGGUGUUGUAGCAACCAUUCUGAACCGGUACCUUGGCAAGUACAUUCAAGACCUUGACACUGAAAACCUCAAUGUUGGUAUUUUCAGUGGAGACGUUCAGCUUACGGAACUGAGACUGAAGCCUGAAGCUCUGUAUGAGCUUGAUGUACCAAUUGAAGUGAAAGUAGGUACCAUUGGAAGAAUUUGUUUGAGUAUUCCAUGGACUGGGCUGUAUACUCAAUCUGUAACCGUGUCUGUGGAGGAUGUGUAUGUUAUUGCUGGGCCAGUUGUUGAUCGACCAUAUGAUCCUGAAAAGGAGAAGAGAUUAAUUCGAGCAGCAAAGAAGAAGAAAUUGGAAGAUUUGGAAGGGGAGAGCUUACUGUCAACAGGACCUGGUGAUGCCAAGACAUUUCUUGAAAACUUGGUAACUACAGUAAUCAACAAUCUCCAGAUAUAUAUUCGUAAUAUUCAUAUUCGGUAUGAAGACACAGUUACAAAUCCAGAUUGCUCCUUUGCCUGUGGUAUGUGCAUCCAGAGCAUAUCAGUGGAAACAACUAACAAUAAGUGGAAGCCCUCUAUCACACCUCAAGGGGCAUCUUCAUUGUACCAGUUGGUUCGCAUGGAAUCAUUUUCUGUCUAUUGGAAUCCUUCAUGUGGUGCAAGUGGUCUUGUCACUGACUUGAUUGGCCCUGGAUCUGCGCCUUACUGCUGGCGAAAUGAGAUGAGAAGAGGUUUGGAGACUUUCAGUAUCAACAAAGAUGACUUUGAUUUCAUUGUGAAGCCAAUCACUGCUAAAAUGAAGAUCAUUGUGAAUAAAUCAAAUGAAGCUCGUGUUCCCAAGCUGUUGGCAGACUUUGUUCUUCAAGAUGCUGCAACUCAACUGUCUCGUCAGCAGUUUCUGUCCAUCAUAGGACUUACAGAAUCUUUUCAACGUAUGAGUAUCAACAGAAACUUCAGGCAGUUUCAUCCAGGUGUGUCUGUCAGCAAUAACACUCGUAAAUGGUGGAAGUAUGCUUAUGAUUCUGUUUUGGAACAGAGGGUAAGGCCAUACACCUGGCAGCACAUUAAAUCACACAGGGAACAUUACCGAAAAUACAAGAACACAUAUAAGAAAACACUGCUGAGUCCCAAUGACACAGAACUAAGACUGGACUUACAGCUACUGGAGGAUCAGCUUGCAAUUAUAGACAUCGUAGUUGCAAGAGAACAUGCCAAGAUUGAGCUUUACCAUGAAGAUCCCGAGCACAUUUUAGUACAUGAAAAUGAAGCAAAGUGGUGGGAUAUUUUGGUUCAAGAAAAGUCUGUUGAAAUGCAAGUACGGACUGAGAAGGAACGUGGUCUCUGGGCACAGCUGUCACUUGCAGAAAAGAAGAAACUGUGUGAAGCAAUUGGCUAUGUGGAAGGAGCUGCAAGACCACAUAAGCCAAAACAAUAUACAGAACACAAAUUCAAUUUUACACUGGCCAACUGUUCACUCAGCCUAGUGAAUCACAGAAGAGAAGUACUUGUGGUGACGCUGACUCAGUUUCUUGCAAGUCUGGAGACCAGACCAUCGGCACAGGCAUUCAAAGUUUCAGCACGUGCAGAAAGUUUUGUUGUUGAAGGAGCAAGUGUGGAAAAUGACCUCAUUCCUAUGGUUACAGCAGAUAAUAUUCUUUCAGGCAAUACAUCAUCAAAUUUUCUUGCUGUAGACUUUGAGAAACAUCCAUUAAAUUGUGAAGCAGACUUUGGACUUGGUGUCAGUUUAGAGCCAGUGGAAAUUGUGUAUCAUGAGCAUGCUGUUUCAGAAAUCAUAAACUUCUUCCAAACAAGGUCUGUGACACUUCAAGAUGCAAUGGACUUCUCCAAACAGGGAAUCUCUAAAGCUAGUGAAGUGGGAAGGGCAUUGGUCGAGUAUGCAAUUGCUCGCCGUAAAACCAUCGAUAUCAACAUGGACCUUAAAGGUCCAUACUUUGUAGUACCAGAACUUGGAUCUGUUCAGAAGGGUGGCAGUAUUGUGGUGGUGGACUUUGGACGAGUGGUAAUAAAGAGUGAUUUGCAGUCUGAGAAUGUAGGCCUUGAAGAUGCUACACAAAUGGAGUUGGAAGAGAGGUUAUAUGACAGACUUCACAUAGAUUUCUCAGAUCUGCAGCUCCUUUUCUGCGAUUCAGGUGAAGAAUGGAGGGAUGCCAGGAAACUGCAGGACACAGAUUAUCAUUUAGUCCCAAAGAUUCGUUGUCAGGUUGUUUUUUCCAAUAGUGUGAAACCUGAAUACAGGCUACUUCCUAGACACAAAUUGAACUUUUCAAUUUCAAGUCUGAAGUUAAAUUUGUCAGACCGUAAAAUUGGAAUGGUGCUGGAUUUCCUGGAUAACCUGCCAUUACCUUCUCCCAAUACACUAAGAGUAUCUGAGGUGGAUUCUGUGCUAGAAAGAGAGGUUGCUGCAGAUAAAAAUAUGGCAAGACUAAUAAUAACUGACAGGAUCAUGCCUGAAUUCAGCAGCACACAGCUUCUCCAGAUCAAGAAGACUGUUGUAAUGGCUGAGAUGUCUCGACAAGAGAAGAAGAAUGAACAUUUUGACAAGUCAGCAGCGAAGUUGGCAAUGCUUGAGGUUGAGAAGAGCUUCAUAUCAUCAGAUCAUAGUGAUGAGGAAAAUGAACUUUGGGCACGCACCGUAGAUCUUCCUGGAUUUGAUGAUAAUGUUUCACCACAGAAUAUUAUUACUAUGCUUUUGAGACUAAUUGUUGGUGAGGUCGUGCUUCAAUUAGCUCGAUCCAACAACAGGGUGGACAAGCCAUACCUGAUGCUGCAAGUAAGCAAGGUGUGCUGGGACAUGGCUGUUAUGGAAUAUGGACCGGCUGUUCAAGCCAGCAUUGGCGGAAUCCAUCUUAUAGACAAGAUUCACACUGGUUGUUCUGGGGAGUACCUGGAGUUGAUAUCCACUGAUAAUGCAGCAGACAUGAUAACACUACUGUAUAGGAAGGUGCAAGCAAACUGCCCAGACUUCAAGUCUCAUUUCCACAGUGUGGAGCAGUCACUCGUUCUGGACUUUACAUCACUCUCAGUUGUGUUUCACAGGGAAGCCUUCUCAACUCUCAACAAGUAUUUGCAGUACCUGCUGCAGAAGAUUCAAACAAGGGAGACACACUUACGACCUUUGGUUCAUGGAUCCCCCACCAUGAUGACUUGGCUGUUUUCUGGGGAAGCAGACCCACCCAUACCACCAGGUGCCACUAAAUUCAGUUACUCUACAAGGCUUGGAGACAUCAGAGUAAGGCUGUGUGAUACUGAUGUGGACUUCCUUGAGGUUAAGGUUGCUGGCUUGGAGAGUGACUGUCUGUUCAAAGCAAAUGAAAGAAUGGUUCUGAGAAUAUAUCUCACAACACUGGCUGUAGAUGAUCUAUCUGAUAUGACUUUAUAUCCAAAGAUACUGACCAUUGAAGAAGAUAAAGUGUUUGACUUUAAAUAUGUGAGACACAGUCCGAAAUUAUACACUCAGUCUGAUCUUGGACCAAAUAAAGAUGAUGUGAAGUCUGAUGGGAGUCUCAGGUUGCACAUUGGGAGGAUCCAUGUUGUGUUACUUUACAAACUUCUUGUGAACUUACAACACUACAUGGAGCCAUUCAUUCACCCUGGAGUGCCUGCAUAUGUUAUAAAUGCAGCUGAGAAGUCUGCUGAGCAACAGAUUGUUCAGUUGCGAGGCUGGAGUACUCGCUUGCAUCUCUCACUGGAUCUUCAUGCUCCAACACUUCUUCUGCCACAGAAGUCAUCCUCACCCAAUCUCAUUGUUUUGAAUAUGGGUGACUUGAGUGUUGAAAACUUCUUCAAGGAGAUGACACGUUCACACUUCCCGUAUGUGACAUCUGGUUCAUCGUCCUCAGUCUCAGCCAGUGAAGUGCCUGUUGUGGACAAUGUUCUGGUUCGCUUGGAGUCUGUGCAAGUAUCAAGAGCAGUCAUGACUCUAGCAGGCUCUCUUGAGAUACAAGAACCAAUUUUGGAACCAAUGAGCAUACGACUUGAUGUGAAGAGGAUGGUGGCAUAUCAUCACACCAUGAACUCAUUGCCCCCUGCACCUGGUCCAUACUUACAGCUGCACAGGGAUUUAUUACUGUAUGAAAUUGAUGGGGGGAUGGAAAAUGUUCGGAUUAACAUUGGGCAGCGUGACUUGGCCACCCUUUUGUCAGUCUGGAGUGACAACCUUGCUGAAGACAGAUUUAUGGAUAUGCAACCAAACUCAGAUUCUACAUCCCCCAUCGAACCCCGAACACCCAUAAAUCCAGCAGAGGAUUCAACUGUAAAGAAGCUGCAAGCAUUUUUCUGUCAGACUGAACACGUGCGACGGGAGUCCAGCAUUCAUCUCACAUUAGAUGGACUGCAGUUGUACCUCUUCAAUGACAUGGAUGAGGUUCUUAGUUCUCCAGUGAGAGACUUGAAUCAUGGGCUGUGCAAAUUGGAUAUUGGAGAAGCAGCAUUAUCAUUGGAUACUUUCACAGACCAUAGUUUGGAACUGAAGAUGGCUCUACAAUCAUGCCUCAUGGAGGAUAUCCGUCCACACGACAAUAUUAUAAUCAAGAAAAUAUUUCAGUCCCACAGUGGUGAAAUGAAGAUGGAUUCUAGUCCCAUCUCUGUGUCCACUCCACCAAUCAUUGAUGUGACCUUUAAACAGACUCAGAGUGGCGAUCGCUGCAUUGAUGUCCUUGUGGAGAAAAUAAGACUCAAUCUGUCAGUUCCAUUUUUUAUAAAUCUUGGACGAUUCUUGAUGGACUCUUUACCAGGGGAGCAUCCCACUGAUGGUGGAGUUGUAAACCAUGGUUAUGUGGGAGACUUGGGAGUUCAGAACAAAGCUCCAGUAGAAACCUUGAAACCGGUACCUCAGAGACCGCCCAGCUCUGCCGACAGUACCAGUGGUUAUUUCUCAUCUGGAGCAUCUUACGUUGAUGAUCUAGCUGGAUUGUCAGUGUCAGUGCAACUGAGGAAGCCAGAGAUAAUGCUGUUUGCUGACUUGUCAGAACACAGUGGUCAUGCCCUUCUGCUUCGUACUGAAUUCCUUGUAGACUACAGUCGUCACCCUGGUCGAGACUCAUUGGUCUGUUCUCUAGCAGGGUUACAGAUCCUCUCAAAACUUCAGGGACACAAUAAACAGCCUCCACAUCUGGUCUUACAUCCAUGUGAUAUAGAAUUUGUUAAGAGUUUAAAGUCAGUGGAAGAUGGACUAAAAGUGUCAGCAACUGUCAGCACUGUAAAUAUUCAUCUGUCAGCCAGCACUGUACAUACAGUCAGCAAUGUGAUUGAAGAUAUCCUGAACUCACUUCAAGCUGAAGAAACAGAACUACCAACAAAAAUGGGACAUAAUAUCACCGACUUGGAGGAUAUCUGGUCUCCAAAGAAAAUUCAGCCAUACAUUUUCCCUGAAACUUGUGAAACCCUGCUGUAUGGUCAGCCAUCAUAUCCUGAAGGAAGACCAAGGGAAACAUUCACAGUGGCAGUCCCGAAGAUACGUGUGGUUUUUGAGCUUGAAGGUGGAAAUCAUAGGAUUCCUGUUCUUCUUUUUAAGUCAUCUGUAGAAGCCAGUAUCAAAGACUGGUCCAAGCAGAUGCACAUGAAGGCCGAAAUCCAGAUGCAGGCCUCAUAUUAUAAUGACAGAGUUGGAGCUUGGGAGCCCCUCAUUGAACCCUGUGUGGAAGAAGAAAAUGUCUACAGACCUUGGGAGGUGUUAGUGAAGGUUUUCCAUGCUAAAGCUUUCCCAAUUUCAAGUCGACUAGACCAUGAUAUGGAGACAGAAACAGACCAUAGUCGUGUAAAGAUUGAACAUCGAACACAGGACAGAAAAGCUGAAGAAUCUGAAACAUCUGCUGAUGAAACAGAACCAGAAAAUGGGAUGACAUUCAUAAGGAGGCACAAUGUUGAAUCACUACUUGCUUUGAAGAGAAAUGCAAAUGAAAAUGUGAGCUUAAUUGGUUAUCCUGAUGAUUCAGAUUCAGAAAAUGAGGAAGGUGUCUUGGAAAAACUUGCAGGUGCUAUAGGACAUUUAUUUACUGGAGAUAGCAGUGAUGGAGAAGGAAGUGAAUCAGAGGAUUCCAGUGGGGCUGAGCCUUCUGUUGAGACUGAGGAGGCCUCUGAAAUAACUAUGAGUUGUGGAAGCACUGUUAUUGGCAAGGACGAAAGGGCAAUAUUCCUCAAGAAACAGAAUGACUCCAUAGACUCAGGUUUGGAGACAGAGGCACCAGAUCGGCUUGCAACUUACAUAAUGAUGGACGCAAGGGAUCAACUAAAUAUAACACUGACCCCAGCAGGCAUGCAAGUGUUGCAUGACCUUGCUAUAGCAUUUACACAUAGUAUUCCAGACAUCCCAUCUGCUGCAUUUCAUGGACUGGAAGCACCUCUCUCACUUCAAAAUGACCUGGGACCCUGGGCAAAAAUCACACUGCUGUCAAGGGCUGAGAUUUCACCUGAUGGGAAAGACAGAAUUGUCAUGACAGCAUUGUACAAUAAGUCAGAUUCACUUCCAAGUAGCCCAGCUUCAACAACUACUGGUUUAGCGGACUUUAGUCCACCUGACUCUGACACAGACAUAGAGAGCUUUGAAGGAGGAUUUAAUACUCAGAGCAGUGAAGGAACCACAGGUCAGGAGCUGUUUUCACCACUGCUGAGGUUUCCUGGCGAGUCUGUGACCAAACUCUACAAAAAAGUGACAGAUGAAAGAUUGAUCAUUGAUGUGGAAGGUUUUGACAGACUUCAGGUAGUGGCCCCACAGAGGUUGGUGAGCAAGUUGCAUAUGCUGCAUCCUAUGAAGAACAACACCCGAUAUUAUGCAGUAGUCAGUGUGGAUACGCACCAUUUCCAUCGCAAAAUAUUGGUCAGAUCUCCCCUGCAGGUGAAGAAUGAAACAUCAUAUGCCAUGGGACUAUACUAUAAGAAAUCCAUGCUAGAUGCCCUUGGAGUGGAGCAUGUUGGAGAGUCAACAAACCCAUUUGAGGACACAAUCAGGGUUGCAAUAGUGGAGCCAGAUGAGACCUUCAGUGUCCCGCUAUAUGUGGCUUACCAUUGUAAACUGUUCAUUCUGCCAGCCUAUGUGGAUAGUUACCACGUCAGUGAAAUAGGACUGUGGUGGCAGGAGCUGGCCUCAGACUUGAACACUCCCAAGGACAUCUACUGUACCCCCAAAGAAGAGAAGGAUGCUACAGUCUUCUCAGUGAGGGCGUUGUGUGUGGAAGGUGCACCAAUGAACAGAGCUUCCCGCUCCAUCCCCAAUUAUAUGAUACGAUUGCUUCCACCACUAGCCAUACACAACAGGCUGCCUUAUGCAGUUGAAGUCAGAGUACCAACAAUAAAAUAUGAAGUUCGCAUUGAAGCAGGGGAAAAAACUAACGUAUAUUUUUUGAAUCUUCUGAAGAUGCACAAAAUCUGUGUUGAGGUACCUUUCUAUUUGGGCAUUCCAUGGAUGGGCUCUUUCAACAUGACUGCAGACCUAGAGGAGAAGACUGUUGCCAUGGUAACCGAGUAUGACACAGAAGGAGGCAAUAAGCAGUUGGGGCUGAACCUCCAUGUGGAGCGAACUGAAACUUGUGAUGUGUUUCUGCAUGCACCUUAUUGGAUUAUUAACAAGACUGGUCUGCCAUUGCAGAUCAGAGCUUCUUUGUCUGAUGUUGUAUAUGAGGCCCAAGGAGAAGAGCCACUGUUAUUCUGCUACAAGAAACAUCGUCGUCAUUGUGUGCGUUUACGAGCCUAUCACUCGUCAUGGUCGUCUGCAUUUUCAUUAGAUACAGUCAGCUGCACAGGACUUGUUGUGUGCAAAGACAGAGAAAGGAAGCGUCGCUAUCGAAUCCUGCUCAGCGUUAUACUGUCAAAGCUUUGCCCACAUCUAACACGCAUUGUCACACUCUUGCCUAACUUUCUGGUUGUCAAUGACACCCGAAAACAUCUCAGAUUCAUGGAAGAAAAUGAGAGGGCAGAUCUGUGGAUUGAUUUAGCAUCAGGGCAGUGUAUUCCCUUCUGGCCUGAUACAGACUCCAUGAGGAUGUAUGUGAAGUUUCGGGACAGCAAAUUAGUGUCACAACAUUUCCCCAUAACACACAUACACCAGACUGUUCUAAGGAUGGAUAAAGGUCAGGCUGGUCUCUGCGUGGAUGUGAGUGGUGGAGGUGAUCAGCCCUUCACAGUAACAUUCCGCAGCUACUGUUUGGGUGAUGCUCCUGUACGUGUUGACAACCUGUGUGAAGAUCUGUUCCUUAAAAUUCACCAGCAGGAUCUAGGACAGGUAGCUCUUCUGAGUCCAUAUCAGUCAAUGUUGUAUACAUGGGACGAUCCCUCAAAAGAAAGAUUGCUUCUGUGGAAUGUCUACAACAAGAAAUCAAAAGGAAUUGUUGCUGAAUUCUGGAAGGAUGGUUAUGGACAAGAACGUGUCAGUUUCCAUACUGUAAAGCAGCCAUGUUUAGUCACAAGCAUGCCAACUGUUACGGCCAAGCUCUCUGCCAGUCUUAAGAGAAUGUCUUCAAAGUCUCCAGUACGGGAUGGCAGCAGUAGCAGUGACGAUACAGAGUCAGAUGAGCAGAAGCCUCAGCAAUUGAAGAAGACAAGGAAAGACAAAGUGACAGUAUACUGGGUGAGCUAUCUGGAAGGUCCCCAGAGGGUACUCUUAUUUACACAAGAUGAAAGGAUAGCAUACCAGGCAAGAAGCAACAUUGAUGCAGAGAAGAGUAACUUGGAGAUGUUUUUAUCAUUUAGUGGGAUAGGUGUGUCACUGGCAUUAGAAUCAAACUACUGCCAGAAAGAGCUGGCUUACAUCAGUAUCUCUGACUCAUCGCCUGUAUGGGAGGUAAUGGUGGCUCACCGCUGGAAAUUGCUCACCCUAGAGCUGGCCUCGUGGAUAGAGGACAAAUGGAAACAAGAUCAAAAGAAGGCCCAAAUGAAGGAUUAUGUACAUGUAGAUUUUGAGAAGAUGCAAAUGACUAAACCUUUCUAUGGUGAUCUGAGGAGGCACUACUAUCCUGGGCUUUGGCUUCAAUAUCGGAAAUCAGAUCACCAAAGUUAUCUCCACUGCAAAUUACACAGAAUACAGGUUGACAACCAGCUACAUGAUGCAGUAUUCCCAACAGUCCUGUACCCUACUCCCAUACCUCGACACAUUGUACGUCGUGUGGGCAUGAAACCCUGCAUUGAAAUGGCUGUGAUGAAGCGACACAGACCUUCUCAAAACCAAGAUGUGUACAAGUUCAUUAAGGUGCUAGUGCAGGAAUUUUCCCUGCAACUGGAUAAGGGCUUCCUUCUUUCCAUGUAUGACAUUCUGUCUAACUGGCAGGUUGAAGAGAAAUCAUCUGUAAGGAUGCGAGCAGACAUUGCGUUGGUCCAUGUUCCCUUAGCAAUGAUUUCUGCAAAGGCUGCUAGUGAAGAUCCCAAAGUGGUUAUUGAGUAUAUGCAUUUAUCACCUUUGGCACUGCAGUUCAGUUUCUCUCCACGGGGUACAGUAUAUCAGAAGAACAGAGUUCGUUCCUUCAAGUCUGAUCUUGUUGAUUUCUUCCUCAACUCAUUUGGAGCUACGCUUACAGAAGUGAAGGGUGUCAAGUUGAAGAUGGCAUAUCUGGAGCAGAAAGGCAGCCUCAUCAGCCUGAGUCAGGAGCUGGAAGAAAUUCAUCGGCACUAUAGCAGCCAGUUGAUUCAGCAGUUCCAUGUCUUGGUACUAGGACUUGAUGUCCUUGGCAAUCCCUAUGGUCUCAUCACAGACUUCACUGAAGGAUUUGGAGACUUCUUCUAUGAACCGUUUCUAGGAGUCAUGGAAGGGCCAGAUGAGUUUGCUGAAGGCCUGAGUCAUGGUGCUCAAAGCCUCCUGGGGCAUGUUGUGGGUGGGACUGCCGGCUCAGUCUCCCUCAUCUCCUCCUCACUGGGGGACCUCCUCAGCAGCCUCAGUUUUGAUGAGGACUACAAGAAAAAACGAUGGUUCUGCCUGCAGCAGGCCAGUGAUCUUCCUGACACAAUCCUUCAGGCCUCCAAAACAUUUGUGAUGGGUGUGGCCCUUGGUCUGUCAGGAGUCAUAAUGAAGCCCAUCAUUGAGCGGGAACUUCCAGGAGCACAACAGGAAGGUGUGGAGGGCUUCUUUAAGGGUGUUGGUAAGGGCUUGAUGGGACUCAUGACUAAACCUGCUGGAGGGGUUCUGGACUGCAUUGCAAUGGCACUAGAUGGAAUUAAAAGAGCUGCUGAAAUGGGUGAGGAUGUGGUGAUGAGGUCAAGAUUGCCACGCUACAUGAACCCAUACACGGGACUAAGGCCCUUCUCUGUGUAUGAAGCAACAGGACUCCAUCUUCUGAACACUCUUAGUAAAAGUCAUUACUCCGACUCUGAUAUCUACUGGGCGCAUGCUUCACUCACCAAGGAAGCAAAAGUUAAUGUCCUCAUCUCACUCCAGCAUGUAUUUCUGGUUGAGAAGUGUCGCCUAUGGGGAACAUGGGAUGUGGAGUGGAUGGUGCGUGUGGAUGACAUCAUGGCAGUACCACACAUAGUAGACAACAAGCUGGUGUUCAAAGUGCGUCAGGAUGAAAGCUUUAACUUCUUCUCUGGAGAUGAGAGAUAUAUUGAGUGCCAAGACACAUCUGUGUUAGAGUGGCUUCAGAACAAGAUUGAAACUGUCAUGAUACUAAACAUGGAGGACAAACCAUGCCCUAGUGAGGUGUGAAGUGACUACCUUAAUGUAGAAGAGACCUGUCUGUUCUUGCACAUGUAUGUAUGUAUUAUUGUAAUCUAUGCUGAUAUGUACAUACUUAUAUGAAAUAUUUUCACAUCAUAUGAUAGGGUCAAUUUGAAUGGCAAGUCAUGCUUGUUUGUUGAGAAAACUUAGAGUAUGUGGGUCCAUUUUGAGGUUGAGGUAAUAAACAUUAACCAUUAUGUAGACUCAGAACUCUGCUGUCAUGUUGAAGUAAAAGUAUGUCCUUUCAUUGCUGGACCUCUUUCUUUUUGACUGAACUUUGUCAGAAGAAACACAUUUCUUCAUGAGAUUUUAACAUUUUCUUGGCAGGUUAUGGGGUCUGGGUUUUUGAUGUGGUACAGCCUUGUAACUGGCUAUUUAUAUGCUGAAGUUAGAGGCAGUGUGUUCCUCUGAAACUUUGGGAACCACAUACAUUGCACAAGACUGCACUACCCAGAAUAUCACAAUCUGAACUUACUUUCAUGUUACUCAGCGUGGCACCUUAAUGUCCUACAUCAUAUCCCUCUGUGGGAGGUAACAGACUUACAGAAGUCUGUCUGAGCCCCUUUUCAUAAUAUAAAACAAAAUAUUAGUUAUAUUUAACUUUAACCAGAUUUUGGAAGUAUGAAAGAGAGGAAAUUAACUCAACUUCUAACCCCAGAUAAUACUACUGAUUUGUUUCUUGGGUUAUGUAUAAAUUACAUAGGAUAUAUAGAAAUGAAUUAUUGGAUGACUGAAUGGGUAAGAACAUGGAAGGAAGCAACUGUGGCAUAUCUGAAAUGGUUCACUUCAGUCAUCCUGACAACCAGUUUAUCUAAGAUCCAUUUUAAUAUCAUCUUACCACUGAUGGUCAACAUUGGUUAAAAAUACCAAGAAAAAAUUGAUGGUGCCAAUGUACAAUUUUCAGCUUUGAUGUUGUUGUUAUUUGCCAACUUCUAAGGCUCUUUAUGCCUGCCUCCUGUUUAUGUUAAAAACCAUCAUUCCACAAAAUGGUAUGAGAUUCACCUGCAGGCCAAGGUACAUAUGGUAGGAUAGGUUACUAAAAUGUAAUAAUAAUAACCACAACAAUAAGAAUUGCAACCACAAGCCAGGCUGUAUAGAGGCUUAACUCUGAGAUCAGGGUUUAACUUCUUUACCAAAUUAAUCAUCAGUAUUAAUAACAGUAAUUCAUAAUCAGUCUGUAGGAAACUGUAACUAUUCAGGUUUUCUGGCUGCUGUUAUUUUAAGCAAAAUCAGUCACAAAAAUUUCAUACAAUAUUUUACUGUUGUACUUGGUAGACAUUACUGUGUUAUUUACUUUAAUUUAUUCACUUCAAAUGUUAUUUAAAAUGUGUAGAUUUAACAGUGACCACUCAUUUUAGGACAGAACUGUUCUUUAAACCAGUUUAUAAAAUGAAUGUACAGUGAAGAAUAUAUCUCAGCCAUCCAG
Messenger RNA from Zootermopsis nevadensis, 12362 nucleotides. Its product is annotated as intermembrane lipid transfer protein VPS13A. The record is from RefSeq and is a predicted model, not a curated record. Gene Ontology annotation, biological process: protein retention in Golgi apparatus; protein targeting to vacuole. NCBI's taxonomy places the organism in Eukaryota, Metazoa, Arthropoda, Insecta, Blattodea, Termopsidae.